This is a messenger RNA of Aspergillus novofumigatus IBT 16806, 1200 nucleotides long. RefSeq lists its product as uncharacterized. The record is from RefSeq and is a predicted model, not a curated record. Lineage: Eukaryota; Fungi; Ascomycota; Eurotiomycetes; Eurotiales; Aspergillaceae. The transcript is spliced from 2 exons. The coding region runs from base 1 to 1200 and encodes 399 amino acids.
AUGGCCCCACUCUCAUCUUUCCUGAGGUCUUCUACUCCCCGUCUUACUCUUACUUUGGAAGGCAAAUCAUGUCUCGAUCUCGACUUUGACACGUCAUACCCCCUCGUCAUCACAAUCACGCGGGAUGAAGAUGAUCCCCACACACAACCAUGCAUCAUUCACUGGAACCCUAUUGAGGAUGCCUUUGGCCAGCCCGGUAUAAUGCUAGUUCGUUCCAAUCGUGACUUCACGGAGGACCUGCAACCCGUUCAAGUCGAUUCUAGCCACCUGCGGGCAAAAUCCCUGCACCCAAGAGAAGUAUCCAGGUCAGAUCCGUGCUUCAAGGAAUUGUACCCAGGCUCCAGCGUCUCCUGGGAGCUGGACUUGCCGUCUGUCUAUUUCAAUUCCCUCCGACCAGGAGAACGUUACAGAAUCCUCUGGGUAGGCGGACAAAUCUCUUUGUGGGACUGGGGCACAUUAGCGCAGCACAGUGGCCGCACACUCAGCCCCAAGAGCCUCCCAGUGAUCCUACCGGGCGGGCCACACCAGUUACUGAGGAUUCUCGAGGUGGAAAGCGAUAUAGACGAAGUGGGCCCGUUGCCGCCUUCUCCCGCGCCCAUUUUGGCAUCUGGCAGGGUGAGCGGCGCCCCGGUCUUCAGCCUCACCAUCGCAGGACCUGCUACGCUAUCGAUGAGAGAUCGCAAUUCACGGGGUCGGCUGCGCUAUCCAGUCACAAUGACGCUGUCGUAUGACGCAGCUCCGGAUGGCUUAGACAGAAAGCCAGUCACAUUUCAUACGCCCAUAUUCAAAGAUAUCGAUAGCCGCCAGGGGGGCUUCAGGCUCUACCUUAGAGAAAAGUGCCACUGGAGCCCACAUGAACUUCCCGGCAGUUUUACAUAUCACAGGUACAGAUUUUCCAAGUCCGUCCCAGUAAAUGUCGGCCGCAACGAGCAAGAUGAAUUCGUGGCCCUGGUGCCUGGUGAGUCCUGGUCAUUCACGCGGGAGGUGACUGAUUUCCCGAAGCAUGCAGCGCCUGGUGACGAAUUCCGGUACAGGUUUAAGGGUGCGCAGCUGGACUGGUGGGAUUGGGGACACCUUGGGGAUCAUGAAAAUACCGUGGUGUGGGUUAAUUACUUGGUUCGCGAUCCAAAAGACAAUGGGGGCCGGCCAGGGCUUGUGGUCCCGGCUAGUAACUGGGUCGAGUUUACGAUGGUUGAAUGA